Molecule: messenger RNA, 3640 nt
Organism: Trichechus manatus latirostris (Florida manatee)
Lineage: Eukaryota; Metazoa; Chordata; Mammalia; Sirenia; Trichechidae
Gene: METTL6
Product: methyltransferase 6, tRNA N3-cytidine
Source: RefSeq, a predicted model, not a curated record
GGCAAAAGUAUUCCGUCUAGAGAAUCCCAGUUCGAGACCUGCCAAGCUGCUUUGUCCAAUCUCGGAGUUACCCGCGACUGCUCCCAAAUUCUGCCUCCGAGCGCUGGGCCUGGCUGAGGGAAACACCCCAUGCUGCCUGAGGCGUGAACCUGCCAUGGGGAAACACAUCUGAGAAGAUCUUGUGUCUGGCGGUGUCAGCGUGGAUUUCUCAGGCUAUACAGGGAUGGAGAAUCUUCAGCAGUGCUAAACGCAUUAUUGUCAACUUAUGAGAUGGCGUCUUCACAAAGGAAAGGGCUGCAAGCAAGGAUUCUCAGCUUUGAAGAAGAGGAGAAACUGAAAAGAGACCAAGCUUUGGUGUCUGAUUUUAAACAGCAAAAACUGGAAAAAGAAGCUCAGAAGAACUGGGACCUUUUUUACAAAAGAAAUAGUACUAAUUUCUUCAAAGAUAGACACUGGACCACCAGAGAGUUUGAGGAGCUAAGAUCGUGUAGGGAGUUUGAAGAUCAAAAAUUGACUGUGCUUGAAGCUGGCUGUGGGGUUGGGAACUGUUUAUUUCCGCUUUUAGAAGAAGAUCUGAAUAUUUUUGCCUAUGCCUGUGAUUUUUCUCCAAGAGCGGUUGAGUAUGUUAAGCAAAAUCCUUCAUAUAACACAGAAAGAUGCAAGGUAUUCCAGUGUGAUCUGACUAAAGACGACCUUCUGGAACAUGUACCCUCAGAGUCUGUGGAUGUUGUCAUGUUGAUAUUUGUGCUCUCAGCUAUUCACCCAGACAAGAUGCACCUUGUCUUACAAAAUGUUUACAAGGUAUUAAAACCAGGCAAAUGUGUCUUAUUUCGUGACUAUGGGCUGUAUGAUCAUGCUAUGCUCAGGUUUAAAGCCGGCAGCAAGCUUGGAGAAAACUUUUAUGUUAGACAAGAUGGAACCAGAUCCUAUUUUUUUACUGAUGAAUUCCUGGCUCAGCUCUUUAUGGACACGGGUUAUGAAGAAGUGGUAAACGAGUAUGUGUUUCGAGAGACUGUGAAUAAAAAAGAAGGUCUGUGUGUGCCCAGAGUUUUCCUUCAGAGCAAAUUCCGGAAGCCUCCAAAGAACUCAGCACCACCUCCCAUGACCCUGGCCCUGGGUCACAAGUCCUGAUCUUUCGCGAGGUGGACACUUGUGCUUCCCCUUGAAGAGAAAAGUUUAAAAUCAGUCUUUUUACUUUGUAUACUUUUAUAUUUUAAUGUUUUUAAAAAUAAGUAUAUAUAAUUUUUGUAUUAAAAAGUUGUGUGUUUGUGCAAAUAAAACCGCAAGGCCUAAAAAGUGAAGAAAGCUUUAUGGGAUAACAAUUUAGCCAUGUCAUUGGACUGUGAAAUUCCAUGAAGGAAAGAAUAAGGGCCCCGCAGGACUUGGAGGUCCCUGUCAUUGCUCAAUGACUCUGUAAGUGUGCCUUCACGCAGCGUGUCAGACAACCCUGUGAGAAAUGAGGCCAGAUGGACUAAGAUAGCACAUCCUGAUGGAUUUUUUACCCUGUAGGAUAAAAAUGUGCCCUUCUGUUUUUCCAGUGUCUCAUAUUUGCCCAUUUUCCUCCCCCUUCAUUUCAUUUAUGUACCUCUUCAAGACCAGUGUACCACAAAUACCAGUUUUGCAGUGUCUCUGGUCAAGAAUUCACCAUGCUGCCUGAUUCUGAGACCCUCCAUAAUUGGGCAAGUCGCUGGGAAGGGGAGGGGAAGGCCACCACCUUUUCCCCGUCUGUCUAAUGCCCUGUCUCCAACACAGUGGAUGUCUAGUCUAGAGUUGAACUUCAGAGCUGAGAGGGGCAUUAGAAUGGACUCUCCCAGCUCUCUGUCUGGAAAUGAGGAAACCGUGGCUAGAGGGUAAAUGACGAGGCAAAAACCAGAUAGCUGGUGGUAUGGUAGAGUAUGGGGAAUACCCUGAAUUGGUCUGCUGACCUGUUUCCUGAGCUGAACACCAUAUAAUGACUUUUAUUUUAUGAAAUAAAAUCAAAGUUCUGUUUGCCUGCUAACAAAAGUUGAUCCUGUAAGCCUUUAUGUUUUCCUUUCUGCAGAAAGCUGUUUAUGAGAGCAUUGUCUUGAGUACAUUGACUUGUGGACUGCGCAUACAGCAAGCUAGGGCCCUUCAACCCCAACCACACCUAUAGAGGAGGGGCCCCCAGUGGGGAGGAGGCUGGGAAAUGGUCACAGCAGUUCUGAACAAUCAAAUCCUUCUGGCUCCAGAAGAGAAGAGAGACAGCCAGCGCAGCUUUGACAGUAUGCUUACUGGGUAUUGUAUCUUAACUCUCUGCCAUCUGUCCUUGACUUCUCCUUGGAAGGGGGUGGGGUGAGCAGGGGCCUGAGCAAUCCUGGAUAGAGCAAGCAAGAGGAACCCCUGCUUGUUUUGUGCGUUCUCUCCCCUUCCUUUGGGGGCUGGAAGAUGUCUGUAACAAGGAAGAGCAACAUGAUGAGGAAUAGUACAGAGUUUGUCCUUUGCAGUGCUUUAUUUGGAAAUCAACUUAUAGAGAAGGUGAGUCUAGAGGGAGGCUCAUGGGCCUCCUCACAGAGCAACAUUCCUUUUAGCCUUGACCCAGAGCAGUUAGGGGAGAGCAAGGACCAGCCCAGGCUCUCACUUCCAGGCCAGGGCUCCUUCCUGUAAGCCUCCUCCACAAACGAACCCCCACCCAGCCUCAGCUCCAGAACGCUGCUGAAUGCCCCUCCACAGAAACCCUUUCACUGUGGUCUGACUGAUAGUGCUCAGACUUUAGUGGCUGAGCUGAGUAAAGACAGCCAGAUAUUUAAAGUAGGAAAGUGGGAGCAGUGUGGUGGAAGAGGGUAAGCAUGGCUUCAUUAUCAGAAAGGCACCAUUGGAACUCUGCCUCAUCCCUUAACCUGUUUGAAACUCAGAGAUUCUACAUUUGUAAAACGAGGAUAACUACUGACCUAACUGUUUUGAGGGUUAAAGGAAGUAAAUAUAUAUAAUUUGGGGGCAUAUAGUAGACCCUUAAUACACAUAGUGCCAUUUCCUUCAAUCUUCUCUUAUUUUUUAUAACAUUUUAUUAAGUUUAAUAUACAUGCAGAGAAGUGUACAAGUCACGUGUUUAGUUUAUGACUUCACAGAGUGAGCACACCUGUGUAACCAGCAUUCAGAUCAAGAAACAACAUGACAUCACCCCGGAAGCCCCCUGGGAUUCCUUCCAGUCUGUCUCUCCAGUGAUCACAACUAUUGUGACUUCUGACACUGUAGAGUAGUUUUUUCUCUUCUAUUCUUUAGUUCUUCCCAAAAAAAUACAUAAAUUACAAGAUGAUUGCGUUCAAGGAAAUUAGAGUAAAGGAAAAAAGCUGAAAAAUAAGCUUAUCACACAAACUACACUACUUGAAUUCUUGUACACUUGGAGAUAAAGUACGAAUUUGACUGCCUACUGGUCAGUGUAAAGAAGAAACAAGAUCUGCUAUACAAGUCUGAAUUCCUUAAAAUAAACCUGAAGCAGCUACUCCUGGUCUUGAGAUCUGGGGAAUCUUUCCCUCCAGUGCCCCACAGAACACUGUAAAACAGCAAAUCACGCUUCUAAUGGCAUCACCAAUAACAAAUACAACUACUUGUUUUUGAUAAAGUUACUUAAUGUAGAUAUAAGCCCAAAGGGCUAGUCCAUAACAUACUUUAUCUGUAGGUG